UGUCCAUCAAAAUGUCAUAACGUGCAUUCGCCAAUGCGCUCACUAGCAUCCAAAUAAGGCCUCCGCCCUCUUCUCCAAUCGCUUGAAAAAAAAUCGAUUGACAGUAACAGAUGCCAUGUUGCAAUAGUUUACCUUAACGAAGUUGGAAGAAUAAGCCAAGGCAUGCCGCUUGCUCGCAGCCUGUCCGUCACCUCGCUCUCGGGGCUGGAGGAGUGGGAUGAAGAGUUCGACCUGGAAGAUGCCGUUCUGUUCGAGAUCGCAUGGGAGGUGGCCAACAAAGUGGGUGGGAUCUACACAGUGAUCCAGACCAAAGCCCGCCUGACCUCAGAGGAGUGGGGGGAGAACUACUUCCUGGUGGGGCCGUACACCGAGAGCAACGUCCGCACGCAGGUGGAGCUGAUCGAACCCACCAACCCGGCACUCAAGAGAACCAUAGACAAGAUGAACGCCAGCGGGUGUAAGGUGUGCUUUGGGCGCUGGCUGAUCGAGGGGAGCCCCUAUGUGGUGCUGAUAGAUGUGGCCUUCACCGCCUGGUCUCUGGACCGCUGGAAGCUGGAGCUGUGGGAGAACUGUGCCAUCGGAGUGCCCUGGUUCGACCGGGAGGCCAACGAUGCAGUGCUGUUUGGCUUCCUGACGGCCUGGCUGCUGGGAGAGUAUGCGGCGCAGUGUGAUGACCCCCCACACAUCCUGGCUCAUUUCCAUGAGUGGCUGGCUGGGCUGGGCCUGGUGUUGUGUCGACAGAGACAGCUACCGGUGGCAACCAUAUUCACCACUCAUGCUACUCUUUUGGGACGCUAUCUGUGUGCAGGAAGUGUGGACUUCUACAACAACCUUGCUGAGUUUAAUGUAGACAAGGAGGCGGGUGAUAGACAGAUCUACCACCGCUACUGUAUCGAGCGAUCUGCAGCGCGCUGCGCCCAUGUCUUCACCACCGUCUCCCAGAUCACAGCCAUCGAGGCAGAGCACCUGCUGAAACGGAAACCAGACAUUAUUACUCCAAAUGGGUUGAAUGUGAAGAAGUUCUCGGCCAUGCAUGAGUUCCAGAACCUGCAUGCUCAGAGCAAGAACCGCAUUCAGGAGUUCAUCAGAGGACAUUUCUAUGGACACCUGGACUUCAACCUAGACAAGUCUUUGUUCCUCUUCAUCGCUGGAAGAUAUGAGUUCUCUAACAAAGGAGCUGACAUCUUCCUGGAGGCUCUAGCCAGACUCAACUAUCUUCUGAGAGUCAACCAUAGUGACGUGACUGUCAUCGUAUUCUUUAUCAUGCCUGCACGGACCAACAACUUCAACGUGGAGACUUUGAAAGGCCAGGCUGUAAGAAAGCAGCUGUGGGAUACAGCUCAGACCGUGAAAGAACGAUUCGGAAAGAAACUUUACGAAUCACUGCUGGUUGGCCAGCUACCAGAUGUGUCAAAGAUGCUGGAAAAAGACGAUUUCACCAUGAUGAAACGAGCCAUCUUUGCCACCCAGAGGCAGUGCCAGCCACCCAUCUGCACUCACAACAUGCUAGAGGACAGUAAUGACCCCAUCCUCACCUGCAUCCGACGCAUCGGCUUGUUCAACAGCUCUGCGGACCGCGUCAAGGUGAUUUUUCAUCCAGAGUUUCUGUCCUCCACGUCUCCUCUCCUGCCCAUGGACUAUGAGGAGUUUGUGAGGGGCUGCCACCUGGGGGUGUUCCCCUCCUACUAUGAGCCCUGGGGUUAUACACCAGCUGAGUGCACAGUCAUGGGAAUCCCCUCCAUCUCUACUAAUCUAUCAGGCUUCGGGUGUUUCAUGGAGGAACAUAUAGCCGACCCCUCGGCAUACGGAAUCUACAUACUGGACAGAAGGUAUCGGGGGGUUGACGAGUCGUGUAACCAGCUAACGUCGUUCCUGUUCCAGUUCUGCCAGCAGAGUCGCCGGCAACGCAUCAUCCAAAGGAACCGCACAGAGCGUCUGAGCGACCUUCUAGACUGGAGAUACCUGGGGAGGUAUUACAUAUCUGCUCGUCACAUGGCGCUGGCUAAAGCUUUCCCUGACACCUACCUGUACGAACCUCAUGAUCCCACCUCUACUUCAGGCUUUCGCUACCCCCGGCCUGCCUCUGUGCCUCCAUCCCCUGCCCUGUCACGCCACUCCUCCCCGCACCACAGCGAGGCAGAAGACAACGAUGAAGAUGAGCGCUAUGACGAAGACCUGGAGGCGGAGAAAGACCGCCUGAAUAUCCGCCAGCCCUUCUCCCUGCCUUUUAAAAACAAGCCCACUCAGCCUUUCUCUUUGCCUGGGGCCGCUGGUGACUCUGCUGGUGACGGUGUCAGCAGAGAGAAAGACUGAGUCACAUUCACACACACACACACAUGCUUACUCACAACCGCACUAGUAAAGCUUUUCCACAGUGAUCUAUCCAGACUCUCCAUUAUCACAUUCUCUACUUACAAAUCUGUGUAGGAAAAUACAAACUUGAAAUGUUAUGACUUCAGAUGGAAAGUCUACUGUAUUUAACAAUGAUACUGCACCUCAAGUGUACAAACACAGUAUAACGAUCUUCCAAACAUAGGAAUACAACUACUAUUUAAAAAUUCUACCAACCAAUUCAGGCAGUUACCCCAGGAACUAGAUAGGGCCAACCAAUCAAUUGGGGGGUGAGGUUGUUAUUAAAACCCCUGUGCUAAGUAAAGCUAAUAACACUGCUAGCAAUGUUAAUAAUAGUAAGGUCAUAUCAAAAAAGCAAACACAAAGUAUUAACCGAUUAGGUCUAACUUUUCUAACAAGGGCACCAACAUACAUACUUUGUUUGACACUCUUCUAAACAGAGAAAUCCAGUAACAGUAGUACUCUGGGAACGCUCCUCUUACACUCCCAGACUCUCCUGCCUCCUGUUGGAGCUCAGGAUUUAUAUGUCUGUUUUUCCUUCAUGCUGUAUUUCAGCUGACUCUUGUGUCUUUCUGUGUGUGUGUGUGUGUGUGUGUGUGAGAGAAUGUUUUCUUGUGUUUGUUUCAGUAUUAAUGUGUGAGGAACAUCUAGUUCUGCACUCGUCUGUCCCCACCUGUAGAAGCUGAGAGAGCAUGCUCUGUGGUGUUGGUUAAUUCAGAACUCAAAUAAGAGAUUAUAAAACGAAUUUAUCAGGAUUUAUACAUCUUCUCUGUGUUCUAGUCAUGCAAGAGGUAUGGAAAAUAAAGAAUAUAUAUGAAUUAGUAAAAACUA
Molecule: messenger RNA, 3183 nt
Organism: Osmerus eperlanus (European smelt)
Lineage: Eukaryota; Metazoa; Chordata; Actinopteri; Osmeriformes; Osmeridae
Gene: gys1
Product: glycogen synthase 1 (muscle)
Exons: 16
Coding region: 163-2313 (716 amino acids)
Biological process (GO): glycogen biosynthetic process
Cellular component (GO): cytoplasm
Molecular function (GO): alpha-1,4-glucan glucosyltransferase (UDP-glucose donor) activity
Source: RefSeq, a predicted model, not a curated record